GAGGAACCGCCGGUUUACGAGGCAUUGGGGCUGCGUGCAACGAGUUUCACGCGCCUUUUCGACGACUAUGAAUGACAGAAGGCGCAUAAACGGCCCAGUUGGCAAGACAACCCCGCCGGUCUUCAAGUCGACGCUGGCUUCGGCGGAGCAAUUGCAAGACCAACGACCUGCGAGGGCGAGGAAGCCGGACGAACUCCGAAAGAUUUUCUUACGAACAGGCGUCACGCCUUCGGCAUCGGGUUCUGCGUACUACGAGCUGACCUCUCCGUUGUCGCCAACCAAGGACGCAGCAACCUCCUCGUCAUUCCUCCCGCCGAGGUCUUGCCUGAAGAUAGCCUGUACGGUCCAUGGCCCUCACCCUCUGCCUCGAUCGGCUCCCUACAACUCAUCCCUCGUUCUCACAACGACACUCAAGUUCGCACCGUUUGCAACGAGACAUCGACGCGGCUACGUGCGCGAUGCCACUGAGCGCGAUCUGUCCGCGCACUUGGAGACGGCUCUUAAGGGUGUGAUCAUUGGAGAGCGAUGGCCCAAGAGUGGCGUUGACAUUAUUGUCACCGUUUUAGAAGGAGAGGAGGACAGGUGGUGGGGCGAUGAAGUAGCGGGCGGAACGGCUGAGGUUGGAGGUUGGGGGACCAUGCCGGUGCUCGCCGGAGCAAUCACGGCGGCGAGUGUGGCAUUGGCGGACGCAGGUAUAGACUGCGUAGAUCUUGUGUCGGGCGGCGUGGCAGCUGUGGUGGGCUCAAAAUUAGACGAACGAGUCAUCGUGCUGGACCCGUCGCCGGCAGAACAUGAGAACACGAUUGCUGCGUGUGUUGUUGGCUACUUGUCUGAGAGAGACGAGGUCACCGAGUUGUGGGUGAAGGGCGAUGCUGGGGACCAGAUCGAGGCGUUGAUGGAGAAGGCCGUGGAUGCUGCUGCAGCGUCGAGAACGGUGCUAGUCGAUGCAGUUGUGGGAGCUGGCCACUCCAAAUUCCCGAGCUCAAUCACAGGCAAAGGAACUCAUGACAGUGACGAGGACAUGGCUGGAUGAAACCGAAACCGUGGCUCACUAUGAAGUGAGAGUCGACAUCUGAUGUCCCAUCCAGCCGGCACCAUUUAAGAAGUACCUAUUGGCCAUAAGACGAUCUGUCAAGGAAACAAAAUACUUGAACAAAAAGAAGCGUGGGCUUGACGCAAGACGUGGAUCUUAUUGUCUGAGGACGCCCGCAACAAUACUUUGGAGGGGACAAGAUUAAGCAAGAAAGAAGUCAAGAAAGCAAGGCGACGAACUGUCGAGCAGUAUCGCAGGUUCGUCAUUGCUGUAAGGGCGUACCUACAGCGGCGAUUAUUUCAACGAGUUCUACUCUAUGAAACGUCAACCAUGAGGCAUCUAUGCACAGGCCUCACAGUGUCAGGACAGACGAAUGCGAUGGGUAUCACACCGCCAACAAACCGAAAGAUCACUAAAUGAGAGCAUCUGCUCGCGUUCAUCCUUUCCCCCAUCACCCGGUUGAAAUGAAGGUAUUUCUUGUGCAGGCGACCUCUACGUCGUGGAACAGCUGGCCAACAGCGUGCAAUGGCCAGUCUCUCUCUCUCUCUCUCUCUCUCUUCUUCCCUUUGUUUUCGUUCCAUUUUGCUUAACUUGCUAGUCGGAGUUGGCAAUAGAUUGACUGCGGUUAACAGUCUGAAUCCGUCUCCCCUUCAGCAUCAGCUUCUGAGUCGAGGUCUAUCUCUUCCCUUGCAUGGUUGACUCCUACACUGAGUGGGUCGGCUGCGGCACUGAAGCAGAGGAACGACGGAUGCCCACCUCCGAGAUCAAAGUUGCUGUGUGGCGUGGACUUAAGCGUUCUGGACGGAGAGCCCACCUUUGAUGACGUCUGCGAUCUGUUCACUUUCUGUUUCUUCAUCUUGGGCGUGACGAUGGAAUCCCAUUCAUGUUCGUCGUAGUCGAAAAUCGUCAAAGGCAUGUGAUCUCUCAGCACAAAGCUGUCUUUCGAGGGACCGCAGGUAGCCGUGGGUACUGUCAUGUUUGGCGUGUUCGAGGGCGUCAGCUGCGGCGGAUAACUCGCCAUGUUCUUCUGCUUCGCGGCAGCCAUGGCGAUGGCCUUUUUUCCAACGGGCUGCAAACCGGGCACGCCGUUACUGAUCUCUCGGUUGACAAUAUCACGGUACCGUACGUACGCGGUGUUUUUUUUGAUGUUGAGGAGACGGCUCAGAGCUCUGUAGUUUGGUGCGACCACCUUGCCAUCCGCAUCUCGGAUCGAGUGUAGACAUUGCUAGGGAAGCACCAUGUCAGUCCUUGGAACUACCUUCUUCGAAAGCGGGGGCUGCACGCAGCGAAACUCUGACGAAAGAAUGAGACAUUACGCACCAGGAUGAACUGGAGUCUCUCGUCUGGCGUGGCUGCCUUGGGGCCCAUGCUGCUGGUACAAUAUCGGGACUCACGUCGAAGGUUGCAAAGCUCAGAAGAUUGAACGCGGACCUGGCGAUAAUCUACUUUUCGAGAGCAGUCCUGUGCGGGAGUGGACUAGAAUUUGAAUUACCAGACAGCAUCCUGGUCACAACGCUUACUCAUAUGCUCUCUUCUUGUAAAUGGCCAAAGUGGGUUUGCGGCACAACCUUCACGCAUAGAACUAGGCAUAAGAGCACAUGGCUGGCGGCUUCUUGAUAGGUUCCAAGGACUGACAGGUGUCUUCAUGCGAGGAAAUGGGAUUGGGUUGGAAAUCACACGGAGGAGGGCGUACCUUGGGGCACGUCGACUACGACCUGAACGAGAGCAUGUCGCCAGACUAACCGUGAAUCAAUUGAGAUGCACUUUGGCUUCAACCGUACAGCUGAGGCAGAGGUUUGAUAGGUCGUAGUGAGUUGGCUAUGCCGGGCUUGGAAGCCUCUAUAAUUCAAAUCUUCGUCCCGUCGAG
Messenger RNA from Verruconis gallopava, 2900 nucleotides. RefSeq lists its product as uncharacterized. The record is from RefSeq and is a predicted model, not a curated record. The transcript has 2 exons. Lineage: Eukaryota; Fungi; Ascomycota; Dothideomycetes; Venturiales; Sympoventuriaceae. Gene Ontology annotation, biological process: U4 snRNA 3'-end processing; nuclear mRNA surveillance; rRNA catabolic process. Gene Ontology annotation, cellular component: nuclear exosome (RNase complex); cytoplasmic exosome (RNase complex); nucleolus. Bases 68 to 1033 code for a protein of 321 amino acids.